Molecule: messenger RNA, 1943 nt
Organism: Sorghum bicolor (sorghum)
Lineage: Eukaryota; Viridiplantae; Streptophyta; Magnoliopsida; Poales; Poaceae
Product: nucleoporin NSP1
Exons: 5
Coding region: 258-1640 (460 amino acids)
Source: RefSeq, a predicted model, not a curated record
GCCUUGUUCCUGUUCUUGUGCUUGCUUUGCUCGCGCGCCUCUCUGGCCUCGGCCUCGCUCUCCCCCUCCCUCCUCUCAUCAUCAAUAUAAAACUCCCCUCUCUUCUCUCUUCUGCGCGCGGUCGCCACAACAUUUGCCCGCCGCGCACUGCUGACCUCUCCUCCUCCAUUACUCUGCUGCUGCUGCUCCAGCACAACAUACUGAGAUUAGAGAGAGAGCACAAGAGAAGAGAGAAGAGGUUCAGUGUCUGGCUGGCUAUGGGGUACGAGAGGAUACACAAAGUUCAGAUGGGGGUCAUCUCUCCAACCAAGCUCAGGAUGAAGCUGCUCGGCUCCGGCAACAAGGACGAGCCUACUCGCAAGUCGCCGCGGGCGUCGCCGCCGCCGUCCAGGCUCGAUGACGACGACGAUGACCACCCCAACAACAGCCUCUUGCCGCAAGAGCUCGACGAAGAGUACCCCAAGGACCACCGGUCAGACUCUUCCCGGUCGCGCUCCGACGCCAGCCACGGCAGGGCGGCGCGCAGCCGCAGCUGCGGUGGGAGUGGGAGUGGCAGCGACAGCGGCGUCGAGAACGGCGCCUCCGCCGGCGGCGGCAACUUCGAGUUCUGCAAAGAGGAGAGGGCGGCCCUGCCUGGGACUGCGACUGCGACUGCGACGGCGGCGGUGUCCGCGCCGUUCUUCCGGCAGCAGGUGCCGUCCAAGUGGAACGACGCGGAGAAGUGGAUCGCAGGGCGCCACGUCGUGCACUCCAACCCCAUCUUCUCCAAGAAGCCCGCCGCCGCCGCGAUGGCGUCCAGGGCCAGCGGCGCGGCCGCGAGCGCGCUGACCGAGCUGUCGUCCAAGUCCUCGUCGCCGUCGUCGUCGGUGACCGGCCCGGCGAGCAAGCCGCCGCAGAAGAAGCUCCGGUUCUCGCCGUCGACGAUCGCCGCCGCGGCGCCGGCGGUGGCCGUGUCCGUGUCGAUGCGCGACGUCGGGACGGAGAUGACGCCGAUCGCGAGCCAGGAGCAGUCGCGCAGCGGCACCCCCGCCGGCGCCGCGACGCCGUCUCUCAGCCCGCUCUGCUCGGUGCCGUCCAGCCCGAGAGGCGGCGGCAGCGGCGCGUCCUCGGCCUCCUCUUCCUCCGCGUCGGAGCGGGAGCUCCGGCUCAGGACCCGGCGGGAGAUCGCCGCGCUCGGCCUGCAGCUCGGCAAGAUGAACAUCGCGUCGUGGGCCUGCAAGGAGGAGAGCCUCCUCGCCGCCGCGUCGCUGGAUAAGGGCGCCGGUGACAUCGACGAGGAGAUCAAGAGGAAGGCCUUCGAAGCUCGCGCCACCGCGUGGGAAGAGUCCAACAAGUGUAAACUCGCGUCAAGAUACCAGAGGAAGGAGGUGAAGAUACAGGAAUGGGAAAGCUUGCAGAAAUCCAAAUUCGAAGCCAAGCUGAGGCAGGCCGAGGCACAGGCAGAGCAGAUGAAAGCCCGGGCGAAGCAGGACCUGGCCAGGAGGCUGUCGGCCCUGAGCCACAAGGUGGAAGGGAAGCAGGCGAGGGUGGAGGCGCGCCGGAGCCGGCAGUCGUCCCGCCUGGCGCGGCAGGUGGAGCGCAUCCGCAAGACCGGCCGUGAGCCGUGCCGGCUCCGUCGCUGCUGCGCCUGGUUCCUGUAGACUGUAGUGUAGCUACCAUGCUCUGGAACAAAAGCUGACAUCAUCUCUGAUUCUCUGUUCGAAUUCCAUAGCUGAUGGCAGUAUAUCAUGAUGGCAUGGGCUUAAUUUGUAAGUACUGAAAAUUCAUCUCUGGUUCAUGUUUAUCCCAGUAUCAGGGCAGUGCUAGCUGCUCGUCGCUGUGGAUAGGGCCUUGUUUAGUUCCGAUUUCAGUUUUCGGAACUGUAGCACUUUCGUUUUUAUUUGACAAACAUUAUCCAAUCAUAGAGUAACUAGGCUUAAAAGAUUCAUCUCGUGAUUUACAGA